AAUCCCACACGAAGCAUUAACUGCUGAACGAAACCAUGAAGUUCAUUUUCUCAAUCCCAUCACUCAAACCUUUCUGAUUGUCUCCUCCCAAAAAAACUUCAAUAUGACAGUUGGAUGCCAUAGACUGGAAUCUAGGAUUUGGGUUAUGAUGGAGAACAUAUAAGACAAUUUUUUUUUUUCUGAAAUUUUGUCUAAUACUGAUCAGAUGGUGUUAACCAUGGAUUCUCAGACCAAAACCGAGAAUUGCCUUGGGUGGGCUGCCAGAGAUCCAUCUGGAGUUCUAUCACCCUACAAAUUCAGUCGCAGGCCUCUUCGAAGUGACGAUGUUUCCAUAAAAAUUACUCACUGUGGAAUUUGUUAUGCUGAUGUCAUUUGGUCUAGGAAUAUACUGGGAGAUUCAAUGUAUCCUUUGGUGCCCGGGCAUGAGAUUGCUGGUAUUGUGAAGGAGGUCGGGUCCAAUGUUCAACGCUUCAAGGUUGGUGAUCCAGUCGGAGUGGGAACUUAUGUGAACUCAUGCAGAGAUUGUGAGUAUUGUAACGAUGGUGUUGAAGUUCAUUGUGUAAAAGGGACGGUUUUCACUUUUAAUGGCAUUGAUGAGGAUGGAACGGUCACAAAAGGCGGAUAUUCUAGCUAUAUUGUUGUCCCUGAAAGGUACUGUUUCAGAAUACCAAACAACUAUCCUUUGGCUUCAGCAGCACCUUUGCUUUGUGCUGGAAUCACUGUUUAUACACCAAUGAUACGCCAUAACAUGAACCAACCUGGCAAAUCUUUGGGAGUGAUUGGGCUCGGUGGUCUUGGUCACAUGGCAGUGAAGUUUGGGAAGGCUUUCGGGUUGUGUGUAACAGUUUUUAGCACAAGCAUAUCUAAGAAAGAGGAGGCUCUGAAUCUGCUUGGUGCAGACAAAUUUGUUGUCUCCUCUGACCAAGAGCAGAUGAAGGGCCUAUCAAAAUCAUUGGACUUUAUAGUUGACACCGCAUCUGGUGAUCAUCCGUUUGAUCCCUACAUGUCACUCCUGAAAAUUGCUGGUGUUUAUGUCCUCGUUGGGUUCCCAAGUGAAGUCAAAUUUAGUCCUGCAAGCCUUAAUCUGGGUAUGAGAACAGUCUCAGGAAGCAUAACGGGGGGUACAAAAGUGACUCAAGAAAUGAUAGAGUUUUGUUCUGCUCAUAAAAUUUACCCACAGAUAGAGGUAAUUCCAAUUCAAUACGCCAAUGAAGCUCUUGAGAGGCUAAUAAAGAGGGAUGUUAAGUACCGCUUUGUGAUUGACAUCGAGAACACCCUGAAAUGAGAUUAUGGCAGCAAAAAUGAAUUUAUCUUCUGCAACACAGGCUUAUAAGUCCAGCACAUAUGGUGAAAGCACAUGUAUUGUGAUUAGCAUCAUUCUUAGAUGGAUGGUGGGAAUGUACUAAUCCCUUGGAGCUUUUAUUGUGUCGUGUGAAAAAACCUAGGUCAAUAAUUAAGUUGAAAUAAGUGAACUGUCAGUGAAAAGAAGAGUGUUACUCAGAAUGGGUUCGAUUGAGACGUAAGAAUAUCUAUUGAAAUCUUUGUUUAUUCA
This is a messenger RNA of Durio zibethinus, 1552 nucleotides long. RefSeq names its product putative cinnamyl alcohol dehydrogenase 1. Gene Ontology annotation, molecular function: zinc ion binding; oxidoreductase activity, acting on the CH-OH group of donors, NAD or NADP as acceptor. NCBI's taxonomy places the organism in Eukaryota, Viridiplantae, Streptophyta, Magnoliopsida, Malvales, Malvaceae. The record is from RefSeq and is a predicted model, not a curated record.